GCGCGGCGUCUCUCAGCCAAUCAGAGGAUUGUUUUUCUGUCACGUCGGUGCACGGAUAGUAAGCUAACGGAUAUCGCAAACAUAAACUAAUAUAAAGAGCACGGGUUGGUUUUAAAGGCGGUGCUGCAGGAAACAGGUUUGUUAUUUGGAGCAAGUUCUUCUUGUCGGACUCUUAUUGGUGAAAUGUGGUGCGGCCAUCAGUGAGAGGACGCGAUAAUCGGCUAACGCUAGCUAGCUAAACGUUAGCAUCAGCCUGCUAAUUUAAGGUCCCGCAAGGCCGCGGAGAAACACGAGAGAGCUGCUUCCUGUUUUCGCUCCUUUGAGGAUGUAGGUUACGUUACGACCCGAGUUACACAACACAGCGGUGACCCAGGCGGUGUGAUCGAUUGCGUUUUAGUUUGUUUUUUAGUUGUGCUUUGCGCGCUACCUAGCUUGUUAGCUCUUUGGCUAGCUAGCGAGCAUGAGUGAACUGACGGGCUGCAAGCAGUCCGCCGACUCUGCAUCCAGGAAACGGUGUCCAUCCCCCGGCCACGAUGAAGGCAGCACCAUCCCCAGCAAGUCCACGAAGGUGACUGAUGCAUCAGAUGAAGGGGGGGUGACUGUGGAAAGUUGCAGGAACAGUGAAGCUGAGAGUAAAGAGAUAGCCGGGAGAGAGGGCCAAUCAGAAGAGAGUGAGGGGAAACCAGCAGACCAGGGUUCAGACAGGACGGGUGGCACCAGUGCACUGCCUGUUAACAACUCCAGUGUUGAUGGUCACGAUGCCAGCCACGCAGAGAAGCCACAGUCCUCACAUGCACAUGGAUCAGCUGAUGCAAAGGAAGAUACAGCCAAGACUGCAGCAGCAGCAGCAGCAGCAAAGCAGCGUCCCUCAGCCUCCCUGGACCAGACCGACUCAGCAGCCAUCGCAGCUGCUGAAGCACUUGCCAGUCUCACUGGAAGAGACGGGGAAGGCAGCCAAGAGACUCCUUGUUCAUCUGAAAAGGCUAAACAGGUGAAACAGGGGAGCAAAUUCAAACAACGUGGGAGCCACCACUCCUCAAGAACGGGCUCCAAAACGCAGGCGGCUGCUGCAGACAGCUCCACGUCUGUGCACAGCACUGACAGAGAAGAUGCAGAUGCAGAUGAGAUGCCAGAAGCGGAUGAAGGAGAUGAAUCUAUGUCUGGGUCUUCCUCCACUCCGAGCUCCUCUUUCCCUUCAGACAAUGAGGACAAUGACGACGGGGAGUGUGCCAUUGUGUCGGUGAAGAUGGCCCCGGAGAUGAGGCAGUCGGUGGCUCUCCUGGCACAGGUACAGAUGAGACUGGAGGCUCUGGAGAAGAAAAGCGCCCGGCUCCACCAGCGGCUGGAGCUGAAGAUCAGUCGUCAGCGGCGUCCACAUCUGGAUCAGCGCAGCUCCAUCACAAAAACGAUCCCCGGCUUCUGGGUGACAGCUCUGUUGAACCAUCCUCAUCUCUCGGCUCACAUCGACGAGACCGAUGAAGAUGCUCUUAGUUACAUGACUGAUCUUGAGAUUGAGUCCUUCAAGAAUAAUAAACUUGGCUACAGGAUCCGCUUCCACUUUAGACGGAACCCGUAUUUCCAGAACAACAUCAUCAUGAAGGAGCUGCAUCUCGGGAUGGGAGGAUCUCCCAUGUCAUUCUCCAACCCCAUCCUGUGGCAGCGUGGACAGAACCUGACGGCCCAAAGCGAACCCAGGAAGUCGUCGCGCGGCGUCUACCAGACCUUUUUCAGCUGGUUCAGUGACCAUAGCAACCCAGGACAAGAUGAUGUAGCACAGAUACUUAAGGACGACCUGUACAGAGACCCUCUGCGAUACUACCUCACUCCACUGUGGGAGCCGAGGGAGAACGGCAGUGGUGGCAGCGGGGCCAGAGCAGCUGACAACGGUAACGGAGAUGACUGUGUGGUGAUCUCCGACUCAGACGAUGAGCCCGGUGAGGAAGCUGGCGAGGCUGAACAGGGCCGCAGUAGGGAGGAGGAAGAAGAGGACGAAGAGGAGGAGGAGGAGGAGGAAGAAGAAGAAGAAGAGGAAGAGGAGGAGGAGGAGGAGAGGGGACAAAGUGCCGAUGAGAGUCCAGAGGAGGAGGAUGAUGGUGGAGAAAUUGUGAUUGACGGCUCUGAUGACAGUGAGCAGGAGGAGGACGAGGCCUGAAGAGACGUGAAGAAGAAGAAGAGGAGGUUUAUGGCGUUGAAGAAGGCAGGUCAUCACGGGACCAGAGACCAGAGGAAGAUGAAGAGGUUGCCGAAGUUGACGAACAGUACUAGAGCAAUGUCAUUUUUAUGCACAGAAUAUCAGUUUUUGGUUCUUUUAUACCUAAAAAUACAUAGGAGCAUUUUAAAAUCAGGGUUAACUAUAAUAAUAAAGCCAAGGCAGCAUGGUUUCCCCUCUAUUUUAUACAGUCACCACUGUGUAUUCUGAUUCACUUUUUUGCAAAAAAAACGUUUUUUUCUAAACUGGUUCUUAGGCAUAUUAUGCCAGUAGUGUUAUUCUUUUUAAUAAGGAGCAUCGUGCAACAGCCUGCACACAUGUACGUGAGAUCUUGAUUCCCACUUUUUGUCGGCAUUAAAAUUUUUGCAUUGCAAAUUAUUCAAACAAGUAAUGCAGAAGCCUUCAGUGGCUUCUAGUGGUCAUUUCAAGGCAAAGUUUGGGCUGUUUUUAGAAUUGAUGUGACAAGACAAACGUGUCACAAGAUAAAUUGAUACUGAUGACAGUACUUUUUAGAUGCACCGAGUACUGAACCAAAAUUUGUUCUCAGGGAUGAUCAUGGUAGUAGUUUUAUUGAAAGAACAUUAAUGAUUUCAGCAAUUUAGACUCUCUGGUUAUUGUUGGCUGUGUAUAAGGAAACGUGUACUCUACUGUAGUAAAUAGGAACCAAUAUUGUUUUAAUAUGCUACCUGUGUUUUUUUUCCUUUAUCUCCAUGUUCAGUCGUGUCACGCACCAAACUCCACCCUUGUUAACAAUCUGUAAAGCAUCUAUGAAGUUUAAAAAUCAUGACGUAGUUUGACCAGCGUUUCUGUGGUUUCCUACAUAUUUUGUAACACGCUCCUACAAUAAAUAGCUGAGUUUUGUAUCAUUGUUUUCCCCUUUAGAAUUUAACUUAAUUUGAAUUUCCUUCUUAAAAACAUUUAAGAUUUGUUUUCAUGUAAUGUGUUAUAAGAUUUGUGUUAUCUUCUUUUUAAAAAGAUGGUAUUUAUUAAGUUGUUUUUCUACACAUCCACAUCAUGGCAUGCCUGUGAGCAUGAAAUGUAAGACGGGACGAUUACAUUACUUACAAGGCUUUUUUCUGUGCACAGUGUCGGUAAAUGUCAAUGAAUUCACAGCAACAUCAUGGGGUGCACUGUAACAAAGUAGUAUUUGUAUUUGCUUACUUUUCUUAGCAAUGACCUGUAAAUAGUAUUUCAGCUUUGUCUUUUGGAUAAGACAAGUACACGUGUUUAAUCCAUGGAUAAAUUUAUCAAAUAAUCUGGAGUUUUUUCAUAAAACAUGAUCAGAAAGUUAUAUUUUGUGUGCUGUGUUUUAUAGAACACUGUAGUUUAAAGAUACCUACUUGAUUGUUGCUUUGGUUUAUUUUUGUUUGCUUAAAGAUAAAUGUCCACCUUUUGACUGAGACCUAAUAAAAUAGGUAGUUGUUUCA
Anoplopoma fimbria (sablefish) is the source of this 3636-nucleotide messenger RNA. RefSeq names its product testis specific protein Y-linked (gene tspy). Gene Ontology annotation, cellular component: nucleus; chromatin. Gene Ontology annotation, biological process: nucleosome assembly. Gene Ontology annotation, molecular function: histone binding; chromatin binding. NCBI's taxonomy places the organism in Eukaryota, Metazoa, Chordata, Actinopteri, Perciformes, Anoplopomatidae. Bases 461 to 2152 code for a protein of 563 amino acids. The transcript is spliced from 8 exons. The record is from RefSeq and is a predicted model, not a curated record.